This is a messenger RNA of Ichthyophthirius multifiliis, 1161 nucleotides long. RefSeq lists its product as hypothetical. Gene Ontology annotation, biological process: cilium organization. Gene Ontology annotation, cellular component: motile cilium; cytoplasm. The transcript has 3 exons. Lineage: Eukaryota; Ciliophora; Oligohymenophorea; Hymenostomatida. The record is from RefSeq and is a predicted model, not a curated record.
UUUUUUUAAAAUAAAAUUAAUUAAUAUUAUUAAAAACAAAACUUAUAUAUGAAUAUAAUCGAUUCACAUAAGCUUUAGAUAAUCCUUAAGGAAUCAUCUGAAACUCUUUCAUUUUUAUAAUCAGUUCUUCCUUAAGACGAUUUAUCAUCCGAACUUGCCGGAUAUGAAAUAUCGAAAUUAUUAAAAAAAUAAAAAUAACUUGAAAAAGAAUACGCAUAAUUAGUUUAAAUUCGUACAUCUCUUACAGGAAUUCAAAAUAAAAAAUAACUUAUAGAAAUCCAAAAUAAAAUUGUGGAAGUAGCUUCAAAUUUAAAAGAAAGCACAAAAAAAUUAUGUAGGUUAUUUAAAGAAAACCCCGACAUAGAAAGCGAUUCAGCCAAAGUAUAAAGAGAUAGGAGAGAAUUUAUGAAAAUGAUAGAACUUUUAAUUCAAAUGGUGCAAAAUGGAAGCAUACAUAAAUUUUUUAAUAUGACCACAUAAGAACUAGAAGAAUAAGACAAAUUAAGGAAAUUAAUAUAAAUGGAAAAAGAGCUUUGUAAUGAUAUAAAAUAGUUAUAAGUAGAUAGAUUAAAUGAAACUAAAGAAUAUGAAUAAGAAUAAGUUGAGAUCAAUUUAAAAAUAUAAACAUUUAAAGAAAAACUUUUAUAUAAAAAAAAUAGAGCAUAUGCUAAAAAUUCUUAUAGAGAAAAAGAAAAACGUUCAGAAGAAUCGACUGAUUUUAGAACUUUUGACAUAGAAUAAAAGCAUAUUUAAGAUUAAAUUAAAAAUUUAUAAAAUAAAAUAGAUACUGAAAAUUAGGUGUUUUAAGAAUUAAAAGAUUUUCUUGUCAAAAAAGAAGAGUAAGCAAGACUUUCGUCAGACGAAUGGGAGAAGAAAACUCAAAUUUUAAAACUUAAAUUAGAAGAAAAAAUCGAAAUUUUAAAUAAAGAAAAGGAAAAGUGUACAGAAGAAUUAAUUAAACUCAGAUAAUGGUAAGAAGAAAUUGAAGAAGAAAGAUAAAGAAUUGAGAGAUUAGAAAUUAAAGAAGCUAAAUAAAAAGAAGAAAAUUAACUAAACCUUAUAAGAAUAGAUAAUGCUUUAAAACUUAUAUAAUAGGAAUAUAUAGAAUGGAAAGAAUAAGGAGGAGGAAAGAAAAAAUCAAAAGGAAAAAAAAAAAAAUGA